CAUAUAAAUGUAAACCAAAUUAAUGGAGGCUCAGAUCCGGCGAUGCAUUUUAUAUUUCCAAAUCAUUUUUGCAGAUUUCACGGCAUUGUGCAACCAUCUCAGUAAACCAUUUCACUUGCUCCAGUUUUCAGCUCAGCAGUCAUCCAGGUGGACGUAUUUAAGCAAUAGGAGAGCAGUGGGCGGCAAACAGAUGAGGUUUUGAUCUUACCACCAAUUCUCCAGGCUCUGGAAUCCUUCCUCCUUGUUUAGCAUAUAUAAUUAAGGCAAAAUACAUGUGAAAGUACAUCUGAGACUUACAGAGGAGAAAGAAAACUGAUGGGUAUGGAAGCUGAGCUUGAUAUUGAACAUGAUGAUAAGGAAGAGUGGGUAAAAGAUGGUUCAGUAGACCUCAAGGGAGCUCCUGUUUCCUAUUCUGCAACUGGACGUUGGCCUGCUGCCUUCUUCAUCAUGGUGGUUGAAAUGGGUGAGAGAUUGACAUACUUCACAAUAGCAGCAAGCCUGUUCACAUACCUAACAGAUGUGAUGCACCAGGGUGUUUCAACAUCUGCUGAAAAUGUAAACAUAUGGUCUGGUGUAACAACCAUUGUUCCCCUAAUAGGGGGCUUCCUCAGUGAUGCCUAUGUGGGACGCUACAAGAUGAUCAUUAUUUCCUCACUUGUCUAUCUUCCAGGCUUAGCAUUCUUGAUAGUCUCGGUAUCACUCUCUUCUCUCAGGCCUCCUACUAACACCAACAAUCAUGCCACAGGCACUCAAAUGGCAGUUUUGUACGCAUCGCUUUAUAUGAUAUCUUUUGGGUCUGGUGCAAUGAAGCCAUCUCUGCAGUCAUUUGCAGCAGAUCAGUUUGAUUACCAACAUCCAAAGGAAAGCAAGCAACAAAUCUCCUUCUUUAACUGGUACUACUUUUGUCUCAUGUUUGCCAUUCUCAUGACCAAUACAGUGAUUGUGUAUGUUCAAGGGAAUGUGAGUUGGGGAGCAGGAUUUGGCAUCGUGGCAUCUGCGAGUUUGAUAUCUAUACUCAUAUUCUUAUGUGGGACACCCAAGUAUAGACAUAGAGUUCCUGUUGGGAGCCCAAUCACUCGCAUUGCUCAGGUUUUAGUUGCAGCUUUUAGAAACCGGCAUUUGCAGGUAAAACUGGGUCAUAGCCACACAGGUGACUUCAAAUGUCUAGAGAAGGCAGCCAUAGGAGAAGAACUAGAGCAUGGGAGAAAUAAUCCUUGGAAGACCUGCACAGGGGAACAAGUAGAAGAAGUGAAACAACUAGCAAGAAUGGUACCAGUAUGGCUCACAGUGAUCAUCUACUCAACCAUUCUCCAACAAGGCGGCACAUUCUUCGUGAAGCAGAGCAGCACAAUGGACAGGAGCCUUGGCCCCCACUUCCACAUACCACCUGCUUCCACCCUAGCCGUAGUAAUCAUAAGCACAAUGAUUACAGUGGGCGCAUAUGACCGCAUGCUGGUCCCAAUUGCAGCAAGGAUAACUGGCAUGAAACGAGGCAUAACUAUUCUUCAGAGAAUCGGUGUAGGAUUUGUGUUUUCAAUCGUGGCAACAAUAACAGCAGCACUGGUGGAAGCGAGGCGCUUGAAGAUCGCACAAGACCACGGUCUCAUGCACAAACCGCAAGCUGUGGUUCCCAUGAGUGCCUUUUGGCUUUCUGUGCCUAAUGUGGGGAUGGGGAUUGCAGAUGCUUUUGCCCUUGUGGGUUUGCAGGAGUUCUUCUAUGGACAAGUUCCUGACACCAUGAGGAGCCUUGGUCUUGCCUGCCUUUUGACAGCCAUUGGCAUCGGGAGCUUCGUUAGUAGUCUUAUUAUUCACAUUGUUAAUGGUGUUACUGGAAAGAUGGGUCACAAGUGGCUGAAGGAUAAUCUCAAUACAAGUCGACUGGAUAAUUUUUACUGGUUGUUGGUUGCUUUGAAUUCCCUCAAUCUGUUGGCUUUUGUAUUCAUUGCACGGAGAUACAAGUAUAAGAGCCGCCCACAAGAUGAGACUUUGGUGGCUAAAGUUGCAGAAAGCUUUAGUGAGGAGGGAUUGGCAUUGACGUGAGUUUGUUAUAGAUGUGUAACAGAGCUUAUGGUAGCAAUUGUGUACGUUUAGUAUUUAUCUAUACUAUUCUAUGGGUAGUUUUUA
Cryptomeria japonica (Japanese cedar) is the source of this 2124-nucleotide messenger RNA. Its product is annotated as protein NRT1/ PTR FAMILY 5.4. The coding region runs from base 316 to 2040 and encodes 574 amino acids. NCBI's taxonomy places the organism in Eukaryota, Viridiplantae, Streptophyta, Pinopsida, Cupressales, Cupressaceae. Gene Ontology annotation, molecular function: transmembrane transporter activity. The transcript has 5 exons. The record is from RefSeq and is a predicted model, not a curated record. Gene Ontology annotation, cellular component: membrane. Gene Ontology annotation, biological process: transmembrane transport.